AAAAGUGAAAUCAAUGGGAGAAUACCCCAGCCACAUUUCUUGUUAACUACACAACAGCAAUGAGAGAGAAUAAAGUUUGCACGAGAAAGGAACAGAGUCCCAUCCCUUUUUCUCACGAUUUCUUUGCUUAAGUCGACCUUCUGAUUCUGGGGUUUUGUGUUCGAUUUGGCUCACGGACACGGAGGGUUUUUUUUGUUUUUAAUCCAGAUGGGGAGGCUGUUCGUGGUGAAUCUGGAGGGGAAGAUCUAUAGUUGCAAACACUGUAAGACCCAUCUUGCUGUGUACGAAGACAUCAUCUCCAAGUCUUUUCACUGCAGGCAUGGGAAAGCCUAUCUCUUCAAUAAGGUUGUGAAUGUUUCGAUGGGGGAGAAUGAAGACAGAAUGAUGAUGACUGGAUUACAUACCGUAGCUGACAUUUUCUGCGUCGGAUGUGGAUCAAUCGUCGGUUGGAGAUAUGAGAUGGCCCAUGAGAAGAGCCAGAAGUACAAGGAAGGAAAAUCGGUGCUUGAAAGGUCAGUCCUUAGAUUUGAUCGGCAGCAUCUAGUGAUAGAUGUCAUGGAUUUGAUUCAAGAUGAUUUAAGAUAUCGGGACCCGAUGGAAGCAACUACUGGAUAAGCCAUGGAACUCAUGUAGGUGGAAGUGAUGCUGAUGAUGCUUGACCUUUGCACUUUCUCUCCUGCUUACAUGAUUCAAUGAAAUGUACAUUCUCCAACCUUCUUCCCCUGUUGUAAUAUCAUCAUUCCAAUUGUUAAACUGGCAAAAGCCCUUGUACCAAAAUUAUUCUGUGGAUUUCAAUCUGAAUCUUAAUUCUUACAUUCAAUAAAAGUCCAGUUCUGUUCAA
Messenger RNA from Tarenaya hassleriana, 841 nucleotides. Its product is annotated as protein yippee-like. The record is from RefSeq and is a predicted model, not a curated record. Lineage: Eukaryota; Viridiplantae; Streptophyta; Magnoliopsida; Brassicales; Cleomaceae. The transcript is spliced from 5 exons. Gene Ontology annotation, cellular component: ubiquitin ligase complex. The coding region runs from base 208 to 615 and encodes 135 amino acids.